This is a messenger RNA of Calypte anna (Anna's hummingbird), 1917 nucleotides long. It is a transcript of the gene LCA5L, whose product is annotated as lebercilin LCA5 like. The record is from RefSeq and is a predicted model, not a curated record. Gene Ontology annotation, biological process: intraciliary transport. The transcript has 8 exons. Gene Ontology annotation, cellular component: axoneme. Lineage: Eukaryota; Metazoa; Chordata; Aves; Apodiformes; Trochilidae.
AUGGAUGCGCAAACGCUUCCCCUGCGAGACACGGGGCAAGGAAAGGGGGAGAGGCCUCCGACUCCCGGCUGGGACUACAACUCCCAGGGUGCCCCGCGGCCCGCGCCCGUCUCCAUGGCGACGGGGACGCGCCAGUCGGCCGAGGAGGGCGAAUUAUCAGGACCUGAAGAGAAGAAAACAGAAAAAGGAAAGAAUGAAAAAAGAAAAAAAAUGUAAAAGAAGAAAAUAGGGCAUUGUAUCUUCUCCCAAGAUGUCAAAAAGGAAAAAAAGUUGCCAGCUGAGAAGGUACAUCAGAGUUCUUCAUUUUUAAGCCUGCAGAAUAGUAUGAUUUCCCAGAAAAAAAAUAGAGUAGCUCAGCGAAUAUCAUCAGCAAGACUUCACAAAAUUAAAGAGCUGAAGAAUGAAAUAUUUGAUUUACAGCACAAAUUAGAAGCAUCAAGCUUAGAAAACCACCUUUUGAAACAGCUUGAACGUCGACACUUGAAAGCAAUAGAUAGUUAUGAAAAUUCAGAAAGUAGCUUGCCAGAUCUUCUAGCAAAUCACUAUAAUGAGGUGAGAGAUUUAAGGGAGCUCCUGAGGAUGUCUCACAAGAAAGAGAGAAAUACAUCCAGGAAGCUCAGAAAAGUUGAAGCAGAGCUGCAGAAAGCCAAAGAUGCUUGCCAGACCUUGCAUAUGCUUUCAGAAGACAAAGCUCUUGCAGAGAGAGAAGAACUUGAUUACAGAUUAUCAGUCUUUAGAGAAAAAAUGGAAGAGAAUGAUAAGAGAAUACAGAGCCUAGAAAAGCAGCUGGAAUUGAACAAUAACACCUUUAUUCGUCAGCUGGCAAACGUGAACAAAAAAGCUCUGGAAGCUGCGAUAAUUACAAAGAACUUGCAAAUGGAAAUUAACUCUCUUCACCAUAAAAUUAAGGAAAAGAAUCGGCAACUUUCUGUAAAAAAUAUCUAUGCAAAUCGGAUGCCUAAAAUCCCAAAAGAUGGAAGUUAUUCAGUACCAUACAAAAAAAGUCUUAGUAUAAACAAAUCAAUACAAGUAGAUAAACUGAGUUUUAGAUCAUUGCUGCUGUCCCAGUACCAAACUCAGGAAACAGCAAAAAGUCCAAUUCAUCUAACAAAGGGGGAAAAGUCUUCUGAAGAGAAGAAUCAAAAAGAUAAUGCAAAUGAAGCAUACACAGAUGCCCAGUGUGGAACAGAAAAUCCAUCAACCAAGAAAAUACUUAAGCUGGAAACUUUUGAUAUAACACAUGGAGACUAUUUAAGGGAGGGCAAACUACAGAUGGAAGAUAACACUUCCUUGGAAUUUACGAAAGAAGAAAAAGAGAGAGAUUUGCUUGAACAGGAGCUGGAAAAAAUUAUGAACACUGAACAAGCUCUUCCAAGUGACACUGUGAAAGAGAGCAAUCAAGAGGAAGAUGCAGUGGAAGAAUCUGAAAAAGAAGAAAAAAAGCCAGACAAACUGCUAAAUAACAGUGAGAAGGCAGGGAGUAAAUAUGUAACUCCAGGUCCAAAAACCAAAACACCCACAAGGCCAAGAAAAAAAUACAUAUUCUCUGAAGCCACUGAGAAUUUGCAUCAUGGGCUUCCUGCAUCAGGUAAAAAAUCCAGUCUUUGCAACAAAAGACACACAGGUCAUAACUGCAGUGAAACAGCUGAAUCGAAAGUGAAAAAUUCCUUUGGGUUAUACGAACCAUCUUGUGGUAAAAUUACCAAAACAAGGCGUAAGUGCAGUUCCACUGAAGCAGAAGGCUGCGCUCAUAUGUCAUUUGCUGACAGGAAAAACAGCCUUAUGAAAGAACUCUUUGGACCAGGCUGUGUUUGAAGAGACAACCAUUCAAGUUAUAACAUGAGAGGAAUGGAGAAGAGAAAGGAUGCAGGAGUACACAAAACAAAUUUCAAACCACCACUACUAACUAGUUCAUAA